UUCAUAUCAAUAUUGUACAUACAUGUGAUUGUAAAGGUUUUGUAUAUUUUGGUUUGGCCCAUCGCGGGUUAAAUGUAGUUCCAUACCCCCUUAUUGUUCUCUUUUGCCUGCCCUUCGGCUUGAAAGGUAUGUUGUCCUUGGCUCCGAAAUUGUUCAAUAUAAAACCGUGGUAAUGUUACACAAUGUACUGUUAUGCUACCAUAAGUUUGUUACAAUGUGGAUAAUAUAAAGAUUUAUGUUAUCAAGGUUCACAAAGCUCGCUAACUGGGGUAUCUAUUGUAACUUGUGAGUACUUGGGACAGUGUUUGAGUGAGUGUCCGUGUGCUUGCGCAGGUGCCCGAGAGCAAGGACUGCGCCAAGGGUUAAACAUAAUGUGUGUUGUCUCUUCGUGUGCAGGGCAAAUAAAACAUUAUUCAACUAGCAGAACUCCAGUUGUGGCAGCGUCCUAAUUUAAAGUACACAACGCAGAACGAACCACGCAACAUAGGCAUAUAUAAAUAAUGUAUUUAACUUGUAAACCAAGAUUGGAUUAGUUGGUCUAAGCAACAUGCACCUGGAUAAUCACGUCAUGAAUCGGGAAAGGCUCCAACAUCCUCAUAUACACAUUAUGACAUAACAAAGAGUUUAAUCGUUCACGAAAUAAAGACGCAGAAGCAUACCCAUUUAUACAGGUUCUACACAUUCCAUUUCUCCAUGGCAAUAGAAUGUAAACAUUCUAUUUUGCGCCAAACAUCGCCUACAACUCAAUUCAAAGUGCAGCAUAUUGGACGACUCCACAGUCAUUGAUCAUUCGCGACUUUAAGUCAUUCCUGUUAUCUCUAGAGCAUCCCGUGUAUCUAUAGCGCUGCAUUUCUUCCCCAUCUUACCAUGGAUAGGGUUUGGUGCAUUCCGGAGUUCACUUAUGGUCCAACAAAGGUAAUCUUAGGAGAAAUUCAUUUUAGCAUACUGUAAAUGCCUGUGCAUAAUGUGCAUAACAGAACAUCAUUAUUUUCAUUAUCUUCAAAGGAAUUCUGUAGAAGCAGCCUUUAUUUUCAGACUCUGCAGGCCUGCUGGGAGGAAACAUAUUACAAUAAACAGAAGAAGUUCAUGGUCCACUAUCUGCUGCUCCAGAGUCAAGGCCAGGUCCCGCCCCAUGUCACCACAGAGCACAUGAGCAACUGGCUGGUGUCUCAGGGCAAAAAAUCCCUUAGGGAGAGGGUGUGGAAGGAAACCCUGGAGGAGGGAAACGACUUCGCUCGGCUGGCCUGGGAAGUAAACACUUGCUUAAAAAUGAUGGACUUAGAGCACGAGGCUUUCUGCAAGCUCCGCCGCUCCAUGCACCCCACCUCGCCAGCUGACAUCGAUCCUAAGGUCCACAGCAUCGUGGAGAGAGCUGUGAGGAGCAUUCUGGGCGAGCAGUCCAAUGAGCCCCGUAGCCCCCUGCUCAGCCCAUCUCAGGUGGUGGUGGAGGUGGUGCCCAGGCUCCUCCUGGCCCUGUGGCUGCAGCCAGAGGAAGGACAUUCAGAGCACCCAAUCCUAAUGAGCGGGAUGGCCAUGGGCAUGGUGGCGGCCGUAGUGGAGAAGCUCUCCUGCAUGUUAAAGGACCCUUCCCCUCACAUCCCUUUCUCCCGGGCUGCUGCUUUUGACUCUGUGCGGUCGAUUCUCAGGAGAAUCAGUCAGUCCUUCUCCACCGAUGACCUGCAGAGCCCUUUUUAUAUGAGCUCUGUUUGUGCCUUUGUGGCAGAUGAGGUGCAGAGCUGCUUCCAGCCCCCUGCAGCCACCCUACCAGUCCCCCCUGUCCUCGCGGUGGCCGUUUCCACCACACUACCAGCUGACAUCCAAGCAGAUCCGGCUUCUUCCCACCUUGAGGAUGUAGACAUCACCAGUAACACAGAGGCAGACCUGGCUUCUUCCCACCUGAAUGUUGUGGACAUCAACUCUAACACAGAGGCAGACCCGGCUUCUUCCCACCUGAAUGUUGUGGACAUCACCCCUAAUACAGAGGCAGACCCGGCUUCUUCCCACCUGAAUGUUGUGGACAUCACCCCUAAUACAGAGGCAGAGCCCAUCUCUUCCCUCUUGGAGGUUGUGGACGUCAGACCUGAAGAAAGGACUCUCACGAUGGCCGUCUCCACCACUCUGCCAGCUGACAUCCAAGCAGAGGAUGUUGCUGUGGUCACCCCGGAUGUCACCCCACACGUCACCAAGGAUGUGACACUGGAUGUUCCAUGCAGAGCAAGGAAAGGGGCAGUCCUGCGGUUAUUUUGCAGGCUUUGGAGGGCAGUGUGCUGCUGCGCCUGCCACAAGGAAGAGGAGGAACAAUAUUAAUUAUUCAUCACACCUGCAGAAAUGGGAUGGAACCAUAGACCAUUAAAUUAUUAAAUUAUAAUUGGACUCAAUUCUGCUUUUCUUCUGUUUACUACUUAAUUUCAGAAAAUGUCUAUAAACUUUCACUUUGCAAGUGUGGAGUAGGUUGUGUAAAUAAGUGGGAAACAUCCCAAUUUUAAUGCUUUUAAUAAUUUACUUGUACAUUUAAAAACAAAUGUAUUAUUUGACAACAACAAAAACGGAGGGUGCUCAAACAACGUUGAGUUGAGGUGCAACCAAAAAUUUUAAU
Messenger RNA from Oncorhynchus keta (chum salmon), 2596 nucleotides. RefSeq lists its product as uncharacterized. The transcript has 7 exons. The coding region runs from base 952 to 2307 and encodes 451 amino acids. The record is from RefSeq and is a predicted model, not a curated record. NCBI's taxonomy places the organism in Eukaryota, Metazoa, Chordata, Actinopteri, Salmoniformes, Salmonidae.